Molecule: messenger RNA, 681 nt
Organism: Aureobasidium uvarum
Lineage: Eukaryota; Fungi; Ascomycota; Dothideomycetes; Dothideales; Saccotheciaceae
Source: the annotation of a GenBank genome assembly
AUGUCAGGCCUCGAAAAGGCUCUCUUCAACCUCAAGGUCCCCAUCCCUCAGUCAUCUUCCGCCCACGUCCACCCCACUAACACCAUCCUCCCUCACAGUNUCACAGCCAAACAACUCAAUCGCCAGUCCGCCAAAGCCGGCAAAGACGAAAACGCCGAAAAGGCAAAACUGAAAAAGGCCAUCCAGCAAAACCACGGCGACAUUGCCAAAAUCUACGCCCAGAAUGCCAUUCGCAAGCAAAACGAGAAGCUGAACUUGUUGCGCUUGGCCUCGAGGAUCGAUGCUGUCGCUAGUAGAGUGCAGACUGCGGUGACGAUGCGUCAAGUCACUGGUAGCAUGGCGAACGUGGUAAAAGGCAUGGAUGGAGCCAUGAAGGCCAUGGAUCUGGAAAAGAAGGACUCUACAGNNAUCUCAGCCGUCAUGGACAAAUUCGAGACUCAAUUCGAGGACUUGGAUGUCGCGACCGGAUACUACGAGAACGCUACCUCCAGCGCUACUGCUGUAGGCACACCCCAGGAAGACGUCGACAGACUGAUGUCACAAGUCGCCGACGAAGCUGGUGUCGAACUCAACCAAGAGAUGGCCGGCGCAACUCCUGCACAGGGCAUCAAGGCCCCCGCCAACCCUACCGAAGUUGAAGAAGACAACCUGGGCGAGAGAUUGAGAGCUCUAAGAAGCUAG